CUUUACCACCCACAUUGGAAGAAACCACCCACAGUAUUCCUUUGCGCUACAGUGGUUUUAAAUGACAGUGUGGUGAAACGUGGCAUGAGAUACCUGUAGCAAAAGACUAACCUGGUGUCAACUAAGAAGAGAGAAAGAAAAUGUGGAGGUUUAUUGUGUUAGCAUACCUAAUACGAGGAUUGACAGGCUAUGAAGAACUUAUGGGACAAAAACGUGUUGUGAAUCCAGAAACUUAUAUGAACGUUAGUCAGAUGAUUUCCCACCAUGGUUAUGCAAGUGAAGAGUAUGAAGUCUUGACAAAGGAUGGUUAUUAUCUAACAAUAAACAGAAUUCCCUGGGGAAGAAAGAACAUUGCAGUCAUAGAUCAAAAGCCUGUUGUCUUUUUGCAACAUGGUCUAUUUGGAGACGCCAGUCACUGGGUGGAGAACAUGGCCAACAACAGCCUUGGUUUUAUACUUGCGGACGCAGGCUAUGAUGUUUGGCUGGGAAACAGCAGAGGAACAAACUCAUCUCAAAGGCACCAGACUUUCUCAGUGGAUCAAGAGGAAUUUUGGAAUUUCAGUUUCCAUGAAAUGGCCAUGUAUGAUCUUCCAGCAACAAUAAAUUUUAUUUUGAAGAAAACCAAACAGAAACAGUUAUACUACAUUGGUUAUUCUCAAGGCGCUACUAUUGGCUUCAUAGCAUUUUCAGCCAUGCCAAGACUGUCUCAAAAAAUCAAAAUGUUCUUUGCUUUAGCUCCUGUGAUCUAUUUUAUGCAUGUCCCAAAUCAUCUAUUGAGAGUGUUGUCCUCACUUUCUCAACAUUCAUUCAAGCAAAUAUUGGGUGACAAAGAUUUUAGGUUUAGCCACAAGCCUGUGAAAGACUUCAUGAUGAAAUUAUGUACAACUGCAUUUAUACAUCAAUUAUGUCCAAAACUCAUUUUCUUUCCUGGUACUUACAAUAUAACAAAUCUAAACAUGAGCCGAAUUGAUGUAUAUGCAGCUCACUAUCCAGAUAGAACAUCAGUUAAAACCAUCUUACACUGGAAACAGAUGGUGGAUACAAAAUUGUUCCGCUAUUUUGAUUAUGAGGACAAAAAUCAGAUGAUAUAUAAACAGAGGGUUCCUCCUUCAUAUCAAAUAAAAGACAUGUUGGUGCCAAUUGCAGUGUGGUCUGGGGGACAAGACACUCUUGCAGACCCAAAAGAUACAGAGCUGUUACUCUCUGGUAUUGUUAAUUUGGUUUACCAUCGCUCAUGGUCAGACUGGACCCACUGGGAUUUCAUCUGGGGACUCAAUGCUGCCCAGCGCAUGUUCUUCAAAAUAAUUCAAUUGAUGGAGAAGUCUGUGUAAACCAGUAGUUUGCUGUAUAUUUGUGUAUGCAUCUGCAAUACAGAUUUGGAUUAUUUAAAAAAAAGGUGCAUUCUCCGUCACAGCAGUUGCCAUUUUUCCUCACUCCCCUUCCCCAGAUUUAUUCAACCAUGAACAUCAUUCUCUUUUAACGACCCCAUAAUCCCUUGUGGGGUGAAAUCUGGGCAACUGAAUGGAGCUGAGUGUUUACUGACCAGAUGCCCUUCCUGUCAUCAAUGCGGAGUUUUGUUUAGCAGAUACAUUCUCAUUGUGCCCAGAGAAAGAAACAUCAGCCUCUACCAAGGAUCGAACUCACAGCCUCCUGAUUGUGAGGUGAGAGUUCUACCUCUAAGCCACCGCACCACUCAUUCAACCAUGAACAUGACUGGGAUUAAAAGAAUCUUGCCCUCUUGGCUUGUAUUUCUUUUGGUCAGAAUUUUUAUUCCUUCUGGAUAUCUGAGUUUUCCUGUGUAUUCCCAUCUCUACAGGUAGUCCUUGAUUUAUGAUCAUAAUUGAGUCCUAAAUUUCUCUUGCUGAACAUAACAGUUGCUGAAUGAGUUUUGCUCCAUUUUACGAUCUUACUUGCCACCUUUGUUAAGUGAAUAACUGCAAUUGUUAAGUUGAUAACACGCUUGUAAAGUGAAUCUGGCUUCCCCAUUGACUUUGAUGGUCAUAAGGUCACAAAAGAUGAUCAUUUGACCCUGGGACGCUGCCACUGUCAUAAACAUAAACCAACUGCCAAACAUCUGAAUUCUGAUCAUGUGACCAUGGGGAUGCUACAACAAUCGUGAAAAACAGUCAUAAAUUACUUUUUCAGUGCCAUUUGUAAUUUUGGUCCCUAAAUAAAUGAGUGUAAGUCACGGACUACCUGUAUUUUUAACUACACACCACCUAGAAUUGUUUUAGAGUGGACAACCUUAUUACAUUUAAUUAAUUAAUUCAAAUAUGUGACUACAGAGAUCCCAUCAAGACGUAUGGUUCUGCAAAGUGAGUAAAGCAAGGCUGUCAAUGUUUCAAGUAAAGCACCCAUUGAAAGCAUAACUCCGAGGCAGGGAGAUUCCUCAAAGGACAUGUUUCUUGGAUACAUCAUAUCGGCACAGUUGGUGAAAACCAAUUCUGACAGUUCCUGCGGUUUUCACCUAAUUAAAAGAGUAAAAUUCCCUCCUCCCAGGUGUCACUGGUCACAUUAUCCAAUGAAGGUGGAAGGCAGGCUCCUCUCCUCUUUCAACAGCCACCUGUUUCAAUGACCUUGAUUCCCACAGGAAAGCAUUUUGUUUUGACUGUAGCUGGGCUAUCUACUUUCCCCCCUCCCUUCCCGCUCUCAGGCUUCAUGGCAACUGAUGUAAAUGAUGUAAAUCAUUUAACGUUUUAAUGAUUUAAAACGGGUCCCUAACCCCCAGGUCUCAGUCCACUAUUGGGCCUUGAGUUGUUCAGAACUGGGCCGCAGAAGCAUCAGGAGAGCACACGAGCAGCAGGCAAGCACAUAUGAACAUGCUCUAUUUUUGUCUGCAAAGCUGGAAAGGUUCAAAAUAUUAUUAAAAUAUUUAGUAAUAUUUCAAAUAUUAAGCAAGUUAUUUCUUUUUAAUUUAGUGCUAUUAUUAAACAAUAGGAAGCAGGGUUACACGCGGAAGCAUGUGCCUUUGUUGUUAGUCAAGUCUAUUUCUAGCAUAAUGCCAUGAGUUUUUGUCAUGUAGAAAGUAGGACUCCUACAUUUCCUCUUCCUGCUUUUAAAAUUGUCCCAUUAGAUCUUUAGACUUCGUCAAAUUCCAUAUUCUCAUACUUCCUCUCUUAUCACCCAAAUAAUUAUUGGAAAAUAACCUUUUCUUCAAGUGGUAAUUGUUCUGUUAUAAUGUGAUAACUGCAAACUGUGUUUUGAGAGAAGGAAUCCAUGACAUUAAAUUGAGCCCAUCUUAUCACAAUCUUUUGGUAGAAUUCAACCAUCACUUUAAGUCUCUAUUCUGAAGAUUCGUUGCCUAGUAUUAUUUUGUAUACUGUACAAAUAUAUACACUAUACAAAAUAAUAUCAUUAUUGAAAUUAAUUAAUAUCUUCCUACAUGAUUUUGUCAUUGUGCUUGUAUUGCUAUUUUACCCUUAGCUAUAGUCUGAAAAGGUAAACAGGAGUUGUUGAAAGGUUUCAUUAACAUAUUUGAAUGAUUUUGUUAUUUCUUGAGGCAUGAGGAUCAGAUACAUACAUACCUUAAAUAUAUAAGAUCAUUUGGCAGAUAGCUUAUAACAUGGUCAUUGUUAUGCUCCUAAUUAACAAAUUCCAUUUUGUGUUGGAGGGUUCAACCAAGAGAUUGCUGAAGUUUGAAAUGUGAAGAAGCAUUAUAUUUUUGCUUUAAUUAUAAAGCAAACAUUAGAAGUUAUAAUACAUCUGAGUAAGCCAGAAAAAGACUGGCACAUUAGACAUAGAGGAAUUGUUUGGUUAAAUUUUUUAAGGAAAGAUGUUCUGGAGUUGAUGCUCUAAAAUGUAUUUGGGUUAGUUUCUUGGUUUGGCUGUAGGGAAAGACCAUUCACAUAUUGGCAAAUGUUAUUUCGUUCCCUGUUAGUUCUCAUUCAUUAUUUAGAUAUAUUUCUUGGUUUGAAUUAAGGGAGAAAUUGUUUCUACACUGCCGUACAGUUUUGAUAGAGUUAUUUCUUUAGAUUCUAAGGAUUCUGAGUAUGUGCACAAAUGUAGUGGAGUAAAAAAUAAGUAUGUAGGGGUUUUUAAAAAUAGCCUAUUGUAUUUUAUCAGGAAUGUUUAGAAAUAAGAUUUAUCAUUUUAAUGGAAAAUCUGUGUUUCAAAAAUUUUGGAUAUUCAAUAGACUUAGACAAAUGGCAAAAGCUAUGGGAGAGGAAUUAUAA
Ahaetulla prasina is the source of this 4172-nucleotide messenger RNA. RefSeq names its product lysosomal acid lipase/cholesteryl ester hydrolase-like. The record is from RefSeq and is a predicted model, not a curated record. Gene Ontology annotation, biological process: lipid metabolic process. Gene Ontology annotation, molecular function: hydrolase activity, acting on ester bonds. Bases 141 to 1331 code for a protein of 396 amino acids. Lineage: Eukaryota; Metazoa; Chordata; Lepidosauria; Squamata; Colubridae. The transcript has 10 exons.